GUGGAGAUAUAGGAAAAUUCAAUCAACAAAUAGCAUUGGGGUGCUAACAAUAGAAAAUGAAGAGUUGCAAAAGGUGAUUAGAAGCCUGGAAAGGAAUGAAAAAAAUAAAAAACAAGCGGAUGAACAUUCAGAUGAUGUUGUCAUGGAAAAACAUGUCACCGAGUUCGUGAUAAAACUGAUUGAGAAAGAUGCACAAAUUUAUGAGUUAGAGAAUCUUGUGAAAUCUUUGAAGAAAGAAAAUAAAGAUGUAAAGGCUAAAAUGGCACAACUUGAAGUAAAGAAUGGAGAACUGAUCGACCAGAUUAGCAAGUUGCCUGUGCAUGCCAUUACUCAACGGUUCCAUAAUUUGUCAAAUUCAGUUUAG
Molecule: messenger RNA, 364 nt
Organism: Ilex paraguariensis (yerba mate)
Lineage: Eukaryota; Viridiplantae; Streptophyta; Magnoliopsida; Aquifoliales; Aquifoliaceae
Source: the annotation of a GenBank genome assembly